Erinaceus europaeus (western European hedgehog) is the source of this 2949-nucleotide messenger RNA. RefSeq names its product SPARC like 1 (gene SPARCL1). The coding region runs from base 481 to 2526 and encodes 681 amino acids. The record is from RefSeq and is a predicted model, not a curated record. Gene Ontology annotation, molecular function: calcium ion binding; protein binding; collagen binding. The transcript is spliced from 12 exons. Lineage: Eukaryota; Metazoa; Chordata; Mammalia; Eulipotyphla; Erinaceidae. Gene Ontology annotation, biological process: anatomical structure development.
GGCAGAGUCAGGCCCUCCCUGUUUGCACUGGCUGCAGACUCUAAGUCACUGGAGGGAGGGACAGGCCAGCCUGCCAGGGGACUGCAGAAAUCUGCAAUAAAAGGGAAAGGAAAAAAAAACACGAUGAUGGCCUGAAACACUCUCCAGUGCCAGCCUCCGAGCCUGCCUGUCCCUUCAGACCUCAACAAACUGACAGCUGCAGAAUCUCAACUCCGUAGGCUCACUUGUGCUUACCAGCAAGGAAGCAGAGCUAACAAGGUGGACGGCUCCGUUGCUCUGGGCUGUCAAACUUCUCUUUCCUGACUGUGUCCCUACAAAACAAGGGGGUUCAACUCCGUUUUCCUGUCGCUGCCUGGGACCCGGCCACUUAGCCGAAGCCAUCAAGUUAUCAUUGGGGCCCAGUACUUGCACAACUCCACCAUUCUUAGUGACUAUUAUUCAAAGAGAAGGAGAGACAUCUGCAGCACUGCUCUACUGCUCAUGAAGUUUCUGCCUGCAGGUAUAGACAGCAUGAAGGCCAUGCUUCUUCUUCUCUCCAUUUUGGGAGCUGCAGCGGCAAUACCGACCAAUGCAAGGUUCCUGUCUGAUGAUUCCAAACCAACUGCUGCUUCCCUGAGCUCUGCCCAACAGCCUGAAAUGGUGUUGACACCUGACAACACAGCCAUCCCCAUUCUGAAUGCAGAAGACGCAGAAAAUGAAGAGGACUCUCUAGUACCCACGGAAGACCAGCCCAGCCAGGAGGCUGAAAAAUCUUCCAUGCUAGAUUCAAAAGAGGAAAGUGAGGACCAAUUAGCAGAAGACGACCAGAGCAACAGCCAAGAACUAGACUUAAAGGAGCAGGAGGAAAAUGACAGUGACUUAGGUGAAAACCUAGAGGAUGGGCCAACUGAAGAGACCUUGGACCUGAAAGAAGAUAUGAGUGAGUUUCAAGAGGAAGAACUCCCAGAGAAUAUUGACUCUCUCACUCCUGACGUCAGUCCCAUUGUAGAUACAGACCCACAAGAAAGCAUUAUAAAGACAGAGGAAAAACAAGAGCAACCUAUAACUGAGUCACAUCCUCCAUCAAACAGCAGCAGUAAACUUAGUCUAGACAAAAUCGAGCAGGGAAGCCAUGAGCAGGAUCCAAGUAGUCCCCAUGAAGAGGAGGAGGAGGAGGAGCAAGAGCAGGAGGAGGAAGAGAAAGAGUCAGGUGGGCUGGGUGAGCACAAUGGUAGCCAAGAUAUGGAGAGAGAGUUUCCCAAGGAACAUCCCAACAGCAGGCCAGAGGAAGACAGCACCCGAGCUGACGCUAUUUUGCAAGAGCCCCAUCAACCAACUCAAGUAAGCAAAAUGCAGCAGGAUGAGUUUGAGGAGGAAAACCAAGAAGAGGAAAUCUUCAACUCAGAAAUGCGAGAGGAAGCUGCGUCAGUCCUUGGUGAGCACUAUCAAGAGGGCGAGUGGCAGAGCCCAGAAGCUAAAUCUGGUCUUGAUGUGACCAGCGUCCACGAGGAAACAAAUGAGAAGGCUGUUGCCGAGGCUUUGCUCACAGACCCAACUGGCCACGCUGACAUCACGCCCACACACCAGGAGGCUGAAAGUGACAAUGCUGAGGUCACAAGGGAGGACCAGCCCACCCCAAGCCAGGCCUCCCUGGAGAGUGAGAGAGUGUGGGUCAGUAACCACCCCAUCAAAAAGGAGGAGCAAAGAGAAAGAGCUCAUGGGAGUGAGCAUGGAGGAGGAGACGCCCGUGAACCAGAAGAGCACCAAGGGGCCAAGAAGCCGGAGAACUCCCCGAAUGAAGAUGGAAGUUCAAGUGAAGGCAGCGCAAGGCAGCACAGCAUGGAUACUUGUGUGAACUUCCAGUGCAAACGAGGACACAUGUGCAAAGCUGACCCACAGGGAAGGCCCCACUGUGUUUGCCAAGACCCAGCUGCGUGUCCUCCUACAAAACUACUUGACCAAGUGUGUGGUACAGACAAUCACACCUAUCUUAGCUCCUGUCAUCUGUUUGCUACUAAAUGCAGAUUGGAGGGUACCAAGAAGGGGCACCAGCUGCAGCUGGACUACUUUGGAGCCUGCAAAUCUAUUCCUGCUUGCACAGACUUCGAAGUGACUCAGUUUCCUCUGCGGAUGAGGGACUGGCUCAAGAAUAUCCUCAUGCAGCUUUAUGAGUCGAACCCUGAGCAUGCCAGCUACCUAAAUGAGAAGCAGAGAAACAAAGUCAAGAAGAUCUACCUGGAUGAAAAGAGACUCUUGGCUGGGGACCAUUCCAUUGACCUUCUCCUGAGGGACUUUAAGAAGAACUAUCACAUGUACGUGUACCCGGUGCACUGGCAGUUCAGUGAACUUGACCAGCACCCCACAGACAGAGUCCUGACACAUUCGGAGCUGGCCCCCCUGCGCGCAUCACUGGUGCCUAUGGAGCACUGCAUAACCCGCUUCUUUGAGGAGUGUGACCCCAACAAGGACAAGCACAUCACCCUGAAGGAGUGGGGACACUGCUUUGGAAUUAAAGAAGAAGACAUAGAUGAAAAUCUCCUGUUUUGAAUUAAUAUUUGAAAGAAUUCAGGCUCUCCAGCAUCCUCCUCUGCACUGACCAAUUCUACAUGCAACCGUGAUGCUCAUAGAUUUACGUUUAGCAAUAAGUCUGCAUGUCUCAGAAGACAAUGAGAGCAGUUGCUUGAACACAGAGUCUGCAUCAGGCAUUAAACAUCAGCUUUGGGAGUAGAAGUUUCAAAUUAAGCAGAAUCAGUAUACACAAAAGAUGGGUUCCUGUCUGUGGCCAGGAGUCUUGCUUACUACUCUGCAUCUGCUUAGGAGAUACUUACUAAUUAUAAGACUUGAGAAAAUAAUAUGUUCAUUUUGUCCAUAGUAUCAUAUGCACACUGGAAAAAAUGGUAUAAUGCUCUCUUGCUGUUAAUGUGUGUUAUUUUCAGUAUCUUAAUAGCCUAAUAAAAACCCAAGCUCUCA